AAACCAUCGUGAUCGAUUGAAAUUGCUUUAUCGCUCUAAAAUUGCUCGGAGAUCGUUAUUCUUGCUUUAAGAGGAGCUCGUGAAUGUGUGAUGUCUUAAGUAAUUAACAGUUGACAACCAUGCAGAAAGAGACUCCUCUAAACGUAAAUGUUCACUGGAUAUUAAGAAUCUCCGUCCUCCUAGCGUGCCUUAUCAGAGAAAUCAAGUCCAGCUCGGUGAAACAAGCGCUAGUUGCUAAUUACGAUGAGACCGUGAGACCUCGACUCUUUGAAGGUUUACCUGUUGAAGUGUCGGUACAACUUCAUGUGGAGUCCUUCGGAAAUAUUCAUGAAGCCGACAUGGAAUUCCAAGUGUACUCUUACUUUAAGCAGAUUUGGACUGAUAAAAGACUGGCAGGGAGAAUCAACCGUAGUAUCACCCUCAAGGGGUCUGACAUCAACCGUGUGUGGACUCCUGAUGCUUAUUGUUACAACGCUCGAUUAACAAACUUGAUGUUACCAGACGCAGAAACGCACAGCAAAGUAUCCAUUAGUCCCGAUGGAGUGCUCGAAUACAGUAGAGGGGUUUCAUUCACAGCAUCAUGUGUGAUGGAUCUCCGCAGUUUCCCCCAUGACAGUCAAACAUGUCAUCUUAAGUUUGGAAGUUAUGCCUAUGAUGAUAGUGACGUCAUUUUCAAGUGGUUAAGUGGGGAUGUUCACGUCAGUCGCACUAAUAUGGCGCAGUUCAAGUUUCUGGGCGCAAUGUUUUCUGCUGACCUGGAUAGUUACACGGGUGUGAACUUUACUACCAUAACUGUCUCAUAUACGUUCCAGCGCCGCCUUGGCUACUACGUCUUACAAGUUUACAUUCCUGAUAUCCUGAUAGUCCUGUUAAGCUGGAUUGCGUUUUGGAUGAACCCAGAGAGUGCUGGUGACCGACUCACAAUCGGAAUCACCACCAUUCUGACCAUCAUGUUCCUGUCUGGGGCUGUUAAUGCUUCCAUGCCGCCAGUCAGCUACGCUAAAGCAGUAGAUUGGUAUCUUAUUACAUCAUUUGCGUUUAUUUUCCUCUCGGUUAUUGAGAGCUUGGCUGCGUAUGUGAUGUUUUCGAGGCCAGUUAAGAAAGAUAGCAGUUUUGAAAAAAACAGUGAGAAAUGCCGUUCCCUUCCAUCCAAACUACUGCCAUGUCUUAACACUUACCGGCGAAAAGCUAGAGCCAAAAAGGGAAAAGUCCCUGAUGAAGACAAGUUUAAUGAGCUGACCAUGAACAUGGCAGUAAAGGACCAAUCACUGCCCCUGUCAUUGGAGGACAUCGCUUACAUGGAGGAGAGAGAGAGACGGGAAUCACUCAUACAACAGAGGAAAAAUAACGCAGUCCGAAUAGAUCGUGUGUCACGGAUUCUCUUUCCUGUGGCAUUUGUCUGCUACACAGUUGGUUACUGGAUCAGCUACUCGUGAAUUAAGUCCAAGAGCGUUGCUGAAGGGGGCAGAGGCUAAGUUGUUUAUGAUUCUUCAAU
Molecule: messenger RNA, 1495 nt
Organism: Pocillopora verrucosa
Lineage: Eukaryota; Metazoa; Cnidaria; Anthozoa; Scleractinia; Pocilloporidae
Product: gamma-aminobutyric acid receptor subunit rho-2
Biological process (GO): regulation of membrane potential; chloride transmembrane transport; nervous system process
Cellular component (GO): synapse; plasma membrane; neuron projection
Molecular function (GO): transmembrane signaling receptor activity; excitatory extracellular ligand-gated monoatomic ion channel activity; chloride channel activity
Source: RefSeq, a predicted model, not a curated record